This is a messenger RNA of Eutrema salsugineum, 685 nucleotides long. RefSeq names its product transcription factor bHLH126. The record is from RefSeq and is a predicted model, not a curated record. Gene Ontology annotation, molecular function: RNA polymerase II transcription regulatory region sequence-specific DNA binding; DNA-binding transcription factor activity, RNA polymerase II-specific; protein dimerization activity. Bases 1 to 669 code for a protein of 222 amino acids. Lineage: Eukaryota; Viridiplantae; Streptophyta; Magnoliopsida; Brassicales; Brassicaceae. Gene Ontology annotation, cellular component: RNA polymerase II transcription regulator complex. Gene Ontology annotation, biological process: regulation of transcription by RNA polymerase II. The transcript is spliced from 3 exons.
AUGGAUCAUUAUCAGAAUUCUAAUCCCAAAGGGUACCAAAGACAGAGACCGUUUGGCUCAUCCGGCGACGGCGGCAGCAGCGGCGGCGGCUCCGAUAUGCCCCAUGAAAUAGAUGACCAUAAAAAGAAGAAAAAGCUUCUCCACCGCGACAUCGAACGCCAAAGAAGACAAGAAAUGGCUACACUCUUUGCUUCUCUUCGUACUCACCUACCUCUCCAAUACAUCAAGGGGAAAAGAGCUGUUUCGGAUCAUGUAAACGGAGCGGUGAAUUUCAUAAAAGACACGGAAACACGGAUUAAAGAACUCAGUGCAAGAAGAGACGAGCUAAGUAGAGAAACGGAUCAAAGAUAUACAUCGAAUCCGGAUCCAGCAAAUACUAGACCUGAGUUAGGCAAAUCAGAUCCGGCGAGUGUGAUGGUGCAACCAUGCGUAAGCGGUUUCGAAGUGGCGGUGAGCAGCAACUCGUCAGGUCCGGAAGCUUUGCCCCUCUCAAGAGUGCUUGAGGCACUUCAGGAGCAAGGGCUUGAAGUCAUCAGCUCUUUAACCACAAGAGUCAAUGAGAGGCUCAUGCACACUAUUCAAGUCGAGGUUAAUAGUUUCGGAUGCCUCGACUUAGCUUGGUUGCAGCAGAAGCUAGUUGAGGAGUUGAUACUCUCGACGAGGUACUAGUAAGAAACUGAACAUU